CAUGAUCUUCAACAGACCCGCUUAAGCGGCCCCGUUUAAUAAUGUAGUCUUAGUUAAGUAUCCGCUUCUUUCUCCAGACAAGCCCGGACGUGCGUGUGAUAUCACCAUGUUUUCUCCAAAAAGCUCAUGACAGGAAAACAAAGAAAACUCUCCUUCUCUAUACACUAGAUAUAUGUCUUUAUUGAACACAUAAGCCAUGGCACAAUCGCGGAAGAGGCGUGCUGAAUCCAUGUCCACUGACUCUGGAUCCGAAACGACGGCCGAUCUUCAUAAUGUCUUGUCUGAUGAAUCUAGCUUUUACGGCGAUUCCGACGAAAAGGAACGUCUCGAAGACCUCGUCUCCGACUUCGACGUAGUUCAUUACUGGGAAACGGUCCAUCCACGAUCUCUCGCUACUAUCCAGUACCGAGCCCAGAAAGCCGCUGUUCGCGCUGCUGUAGAUGCGGAAGAGAAAACGAAAGCGAAAGCCACCUCCGAACAGCGCAACGCGGAAUCACUCGCAGGCAAAUUCGAACCCGAUACUUCAGAACACUCACAGACUGUUAGCACGAAUCCAAGAAGGACUCGUCAACCGACGGAAUCGGUCGAGGAAUUUCUCUCGCGGCUUCCACCGUCUACCACUAAAGCGGCUGCUCCUGUGGGCCCUUGGAUUUACAUUUACAACCCUCGUGAUAAUCCGCAUAUUGGCUCUGUUUCGACUCUGGUGGCGCGCGGAACAGAGCUUCUUCGGAAUUACGAGGACAGGAAAGCAGCUCUUGAAGUGGAACAUCAUAAGACGACGACGUCGAAGACCAAGUCUUCUACUACGAAACCUAAAUCGAACGCGGCUCUGGGGCGUAAACUCGUUCCGCUGCGUCGGAGUCUCGAAGCGUCGCUUUUUGCUCUCGCGCGUGAGACGGGGGUUAUAUCAGGGAAAUGGAUGCUGUUCCCAACGGCGGAUUACGUCGAUGAGGUCUGGGCUGCUGUCGCGCAGGCAACGGCAAAUGAUGAGCUGGGAGUCGCUGCGAAAGUCGCGACGGAUAAUGGAUCCCAAGGAGGUAGGUUGGUGGCGAUCUACACACGCGAUUAUGAUGAUAAGAAGGAUGUGAAGCGCGUGUUGGAGAGGUUGGUCGAGUUAGGUCUGGUUGAUAGAGGGUCGACCCGGCCGAUCUACUACAAGUGUGAUGCGUAUACGUAUCUGGAUAUCAAGAGUACGAAUCAGUACGGACUGAAAGCCAGUUUGUAUUCGAGCAGGGAAGCUUUGGGAUGGAAGGGUUUAAACUGAUUGACCGAGCUACGAUUUCUUGUGGAUACUUUGGAUUUGGAGUUAUGUGGACGGAUGGAAGACCAUGCUGGAUAUGGUUCGAUUAUUUGGUCUCUGACCUGACUAUUCUUCGAGAUUGGUACUGAUAUAGUUCAUGUCAGGACAAUGGAGCCCUAGUUAUUUGACAGACACGUGAACGUGCUAGGUGG
Messenger RNA from Paecilomyces variotii, 1452 nucleotides. RefSeq lists its product as hypothetical. The coding region runs from base 197 to 1264 and encodes 355 amino acids. NCBI's taxonomy places the organism in Eukaryota, Fungi, Ascomycota, Eurotiomycetes, Eurotiales, Thermoascaceae. The transcript has 2 exons. The record is from RefSeq and is a predicted model, not a curated record.